AUGUCGAAGAACCUGAAAGGCACUGAACAUUCAGUGGUAGUGUUUGACAUUUUGGAGCCGCAAGGUAAAGGGCAGAUCUACAGUAACCCUUGGAUGAAUUGCACUAGCAUGGGGGAAUCGUUGGACAUGGGAUUUCAACCAGCUGGCGAGUUAGAUCCCCGCCAUGCACAUGACACCAUGAACAGCUCUUCAAACAUGGCAGUCAUUUGUCCAGCCAGUACCUCAGGGAUUGAUAUGUCCAUCGAAAACAACCCUCUCGACAUGGGUUUCAGUUCACUUCUGGCAGAAGAUGAGCAUGUGGUCCAGAGGCCUUUGGACAUGGGCUUUUGCAGAGAUCCGGUGCAUGAUGUUCCGGCUGGGUCAUUGGAUAUGCAACUGUGGACAUUGAACCAGAUGAUCGCCCUUUGGAUAUGGGAUUCAACACACUCCAACCGGAUGGGCACCCUUUGGACAUGGGAUUCAACACACUCCAACCAGAUGGGCACCCUUUGGAUAUGGGAUUCAACACACUCCAACCGGACGCUAGGCCCUUGGAUCCGGCAUCCUUUGGAUAUGGGAUUCAACACACUUCAACCGGACAAUGGCCCCUUGGAUCCAGGAUUCAAUGCAAUCCAACUGGAUGAGCACCCUUUGGAUAUGGAUUCAGUGCACUCCAUCUGGUACAUCUGGAUCAGUCAAUGCCUUAACUUGUUGAUUGUGAAUCCAGUGGAUAUUCAACUUGAUCAGAAGCCUCUGGACAUGGGUUUUGGGACAGCUGCACUGGAUCCGGUACAUGGUCUUGCCGAUGGUGAACCAGAACCCAUUGGAUUUGUGAUUCAGCGCGCAGUAGGCGAUUUGCGUUUGGCGAUACACUGGUUGGAGAUGGACCAGGCCCACAGUAUAAUGUCACCAGAAGAAGCAUCUGUCAGCCAGGAAGUUCUUCAGUCUGCCCAUGAGUUAUUGCUAGCAUUUCAACUUAUAUCAAUAUACCGACUGUCAACAUGA
Suillus discolor is the source of this 984-nucleotide messenger RNA. RefSeq lists its product as uncharacterized. The coding region runs from base 1 to 984 and encodes 327 amino acids. The transcript is spliced from 7 exons. The record is from RefSeq and is a predicted model, not a curated record. Lineage: Eukaryota; Fungi; Basidiomycota; Agaricomycetes; Boletales; Suillaceae.